Messenger RNA from Vanrija pseudolonga, 2027 nucleotides. It is a transcript of the gene INO1, whose product is annotated as Inositol-3-phosphate synthase. The record is from RefSeq and is a predicted model, not a curated record. Gene Ontology annotation, cellular component: cytoplasm. Gene Ontology annotation, molecular function: inositol-3-phosphate synthase activity. Gene Ontology annotation, biological process: phospholipid biosynthetic process; inositol biosynthetic process. The coding region runs from base 211 to 1902 and encodes 563 amino acids. NCBI's taxonomy places the organism in Eukaryota, Fungi, Basidiomycota, Tremellomycetes, Trichosporonales, Trichosporonaceae. The transcript is spliced from 4 exons.
CCACCUUUUAUCGCACAACAACACUACGCAACGCGCCUUUAUCGCGCUCAAUCGCUCAUCCUUUCGCCUUAGGCAAGGAGUUUAUGUUCUCAAACACCCUCAACUCUGCUCACAACUCCUACCGCGGCAUCAAGCACACCGCCGCGCCCACUCUUAUAUCCCAGUAAUUUGCUACCUCAACCCUCGGACCCUCGCAACUCUCUCUACAUAAUGUCUCCCACUGCCCUCCACGUCAACGGUCACCACGACUCGUUUGCCCUGCCUAACGGCGCGGUCGACCAGUCCAAGGUGCACCCUAGCGCGAGGCGCGCCCCUGAGGGCGGCCUCAUCCAGGUCGACAGCGAGACCACGGUCUACGAGAACGGUGGCAUCAAGGCUCGGUUUACCGACCGGGGCGCGAACGUUGUUAAAGCCGUGGAUGGCAAGUUGAAGGUCACCAAGACCGAGAGGACUUUCGAGUUCUUCACCAAGACCAACGUCGGCCGCGUCGGCCUCCUCCUUGUGGGUAUCGGCGGUAACAACGGUACGACUGUCGUCGCCACGAACCUUGCCAACAAGCACGGCAUCUCGUGGAACACCAAGGACGGCGAGCAGCAGCCCAACUACAUUGGCUCGCUUGUCCGUGCCUCGACCGUCAGCCUCGGUACCGAUGAGGCCGGCAAGCCCGUCCAUGUCCCCAUCAGCGACAUGCUCCCCAUGGUCCACCCCAACGACUUUGUCAUUGGCGGUUGGGACAUUUCGAGCGUUCCGCUUGACAAGGCCAUGGCCCGUGGCAAGGUCCUCGACUACGACCUCCAGCGCCAGCUCUUCCCGUACAUGGAGAACAUCAAGCCCCUUCCCUCCAUCUACUACCCUGACUUCAUCGCCGCCAACCAGGCCGACCGUGCCGACAACCUGAUCCCCGGCGAUGACAAGCAGGCCCACCUCGAGCAGAUCCGCAAGGACAUUCGCGACUUCAAGGCCAAGAACGAGCUCGACAACGUUGUUGUCCUCUGGACUGCCAACACUGAGCGUUACGCCGAGCUCCUCCCUGGCGUCAACGACACUGCCGAAAACCUCCUCAAGUCGAUCAAGACUUCGCACGAGGAGGUCUCUCCUUCGACCAUCUUUGCCGUCGCCUCGAUCCUCGAGGGCUCGCCCUUCAUCAACGGCUCGCCCCAGAACACCUUUGUCCCCGGCUGCAUUGAGCUUGCCGAGUCGCACAAGGCGUUCAUUGGCGGUGACGACUUCAAGUCGGGCCAGACCAAGGUCAAGUCGGUUAUUGCCGAGUUCCUCGUCAACGCUGGUAUCAAGCCCCUCUCGAUUGCCUCGUACAACCACCUUGGCAACAACGACGGCAAGAACCUCUCGUCGCAGCGCCAGUUCCGCUCCAAGGAGAUCUCCAAGUCGUCGGUCGUUGACGACAUGGUUGCUGCCAACCCCGUUCUCUACAAGACUGCCGCCGAGCUCUCCAAGGAGUCUGGCGAGGCUGUCAAGAAGGGCGAGCACCCCGACCACAUCGUCGUCAUCAAGUACGUCCCCGCUGUCGGUGACUCGAAGCGGGCCAUCGACGAGUACUACUCGGAGCUCCUCAUGGGUGGUCGCAACGUCAUGAACAUCUUCAACGAGUGCGAGGACUCGCUCCUUGCCACUCCCCUCAUCUUCGACCUUGCGAUCCUUGCCGACCUCCUCACCCGUGUCUCGUACCGUGAGGUCCCCAAGGAGGGCCAGGCCGGCGAGUUCCAGCCUCUCUACAGCGUGCUCUCGCUCCUCAGCUACAUGCUCAAGGCUCCUCUCGUCAAGCCCGGCACCGACGUUGUCAACUCGCUCAACCGCCAGCGCCAGGGCCUCGAGCAGUUCCUCAAGGCCUGUCUCGGCCUCGAGAACCAGGGCGACCUCCUCCUUGACUCGCGCAUCUGGUAAUGGACCGGUUGUGGCUUAAUAGCUCGUGCCGUGGCUAGCUUCUCUCCCUAAUGGCUGGAAAAUACUCUUCGCUCCAUCUUUUAGAAUCGUUUCGUAUCAAGUGUUUAUGGAUGGGAUAACCACCG